This is a messenger RNA of Gavialis gangeticus (Gharial), 1558 nucleotides long. RefSeq names its product carboxypeptidase M (gene CPM). Gene Ontology annotation, molecular function: metallocarboxypeptidase activity; zinc ion binding. Gene Ontology annotation, biological process: proteolysis. The transcript has 8 exons. The record is from RefSeq and is a predicted model, not a curated record. NCBI's taxonomy places the organism in Eukaryota, Metazoa, Chordata, Crocodylia, Gavialidae. Bases 18 to 1427 code for a protein of 469 amino acids. Gene Ontology annotation, cellular component: cell surface.
CACUUCGGCGCGGGGCCAUGCGGGCGGUAGGCGCUGCCGGGCGGGGGGACGAGGGCGCUGGAGCCCGGGCCGCGCCGCCCCUCACCUGCUGUCGCCUCUCUUUGCAGGUCGCAGCCAUGCUCCGCCUGGCGCUGCUGGUCCCGUGGGCGGCCGGGCUGAACUUCACGUACCACCACCAGCCGGAGAUGGAAACUUUCCUGCGGGGCGUGCAGGCGGAGCACCCCGACAUCGCGCACCUGUACAGUGUGGGGCGCUCCGUGCAAGGUAGAAACCUGUGGGUUCUUGUUCUGGGAAGGUGUCCAACCAAACAUAGGAUUGGCAUACCAGAGUUCAAGUAUAUUGCUAACAUGCAUGGGGAUGAGACAGUCGGGAGGGAAUUGCUGCUUCAUUUAAUACAAUUCCUGGUGGACAAGGAUCAGCAAGACCCAGUCAUCACAAAGCUACUCAAUAACACCCGGAUUCAUAUCAUGCCAUCAAUGAAUCCAGAUGGAUUUGAAGCUACAAAAAUACCUAAUUGUUUUUUCUCAAAAGGAAGAUACAAUAUGAAUCAGAAAGAUCUGAAUAGGAAUUUCCCUGAUGUCUUCAAAAGUAACCUGGUCCAAACUCAACCAGAGACUGAAGCAGUGAUGAAAUGGAUACAAAACGAAACAUUUGUUCUUUCAGCUAACUUGCAUGGUGGGGCACUUGUUGCCAGUUUCCCAUUUGAUAACAGUUACUCAGAUGCGAUAACUACAGAGCGCUAUAGUGCAACCAAAGAUGAUGAUGUUUUCAAAUACCUUGCAAAAUCCUAUGCUUCCCACCAUGCCACCAUGUCGAGAGGGAUUUCAUGUAGCACUCCAAAUGUGGAAACCUUUCCAGAUGGUAUUACAAAUGGAUAUUCAUGGUACCCAUUGAAAGGUGGGAUGCAGGAUUAUAACUAUGUCUGGGGACAGUGUUUUGAAAUUACAUUGGAGCUGUCAUGCUGUAAAUAUCCACCAGAAGGAAAACUGAAGCAGUUCUGGAAUGACAACAGGGCUUCUUUGAUUGAAUACAUUAAACAAGUUCAUCUAGGUGUUAAAGGUCAAGUUUUUGAUGGGUCUGGAAAACCCAUACCGAAUGCAAUUGUGGAAGCUGAAGGAAGGCAACAUGUGUGUCCUUACAAAACCAACAAACAUGGAGAAUAUUAUCUUCUUCUCCUGCCUGGAAAAUACAAAAUUAAUGCUACAGUACCAGGAGUUCCAUCAGAACUGAAGCAACUGGACGUACCAGAUGGGACUGCUAACUUAAGUGCUUUCAGACUUGACUUCACUUUCCCGGAUUUCAUUCAGACACCAAAGGAGCUUUUGUGUCCUACAGAACCUCUUUAUCAGUUCAGUUCUUCGACAGCUUUCAGACCUACUCUGCUGCUCUUGCCUUUAACAACGCUUUUGCAUGCAGUUUUCAAAUAAAGCCAAGAAAGAAUAAAGGAAGAAGUGAGGCCGUGAAGCUUUGCAGAUUAACAUACAAGUGUGUUUUUAAAGCAAAGAAUUAUAUUUGCAAAAGAAUGUAUAUUGUACAAUUGAAUUCUGCAGAUUUUUAA